Messenger RNA from Plenodomus lingam JN3, 756 nucleotides. RefSeq names its product Phosphatidyl-N-methylethanolamine N-methyltransferase (gene CHOL2). Gene Ontology annotation, biological process: phosphatidylcholine biosynthetic process. Gene Ontology annotation, molecular function: S-adenosylmethionine-dependent methyltransferase activity. The record is from RefSeq and is a predicted model, not a curated record. NCBI's taxonomy places the organism in Eukaryota, Fungi, Ascomycota, Dothideomycetes, Pleosporales, Leptosphaeriaceae.
AUGGUGUUAGUGAUGUGGAACAUCUCCAAAACACAUGCGAACCAAGCGAGCUAUCAACCAACCCCACGUGUUUCUCCCACUGUCGUUCUCUUCUCGCUCACAACCUCAAAUCCAAACAUCAAUCUUCUUACUGAUCUCGUACUUUCAGCGAUCAUGAGCUCUUACAUAGACUUUAGCCAGCCCAGUUUGUGGAUAUCUGCGGCGAGCAUCUUGUUUAAUCCGACGUUUUGGAACAUUGCUGCGCAGCAAGAAUAUCAUAACAAGUUCCUCACUAAGCUUGCGGGUGGGAACCCUCGACUGGGGUGCUAUGUGCUCGCCGUAACCAUCUUCUCUCUCGGCAUCUUCAGAGACUACCUCUACAACGAAGCUCUCGCCGCCCAACCCACGCACCCAACCCUCCUCUCCCCACUCGUCAAAUACUCUGCAAUCCCCCUCUUCCUCACAGGCAACACCCUCGUCCUAACAUCCAUGUACGCCCUCGGCGUAACCGGCACAUACCUCGGCGACUACUUUGGCAUCCUCAUGGACGCACCCGUCACAUCCUUUCCCUUCAACGUCUCCAACGCGCCCAUGUACCACGGCUCGACAAUGAGCUUUCUCGCCACAGCCCUCUGGUUCGGAAAGCCGGCGGGCCUUUUGCUGACCGCCUUGGUGGCCGUGGCGUACAGCGUGGCGCGCAGGUGGGAGGACCCGUUCACGAACAUGAUUUACCAGAAGAGAGACGAGGAGAGGCAGAAGGGCAAGAAGGCCUUGUAG